AUGUCCAAGGCGCGAUCCGCAGCGUUGCUUGGACUCGUCGAGUCGGAGGACGAGGACUCAUCAGAGAUUCUGGAAUCCGCCGCACGCCCGAAGACAAUACAGAAAAUGCCUCCCGCCAAGAGAGGCAGACCCCCGGCUGCCGGCCGCAAACCUCUGGCAGAGAAGCCUUCCAACGUGCGGGAGAACAUGACCCAGGCCAAGGGCAAGAAGCGCUCAGCUCCCGACGACACCGACGCGCACCAACAAGACGACGACGACGCCUCCACUUUGGCGGCGAAGCCCAAAGGAGCCCGUGGCCGUCCGCGCGGCGUAAAGGCGGCAAAGAUCUCGGAUGAGCCUGGCGACGAUGCAUCAGAAAUGCCAGAGCCUGCCGCGCAACCCGCUAGGAGGGGCCGCAAGCCCAAGGCACAGGCUGUAACCCCGCCUGCCGAGACCGAAGUCCCGGAGACACAGCAGGUUGACCAUUUUGACGACCUUGAGGCCGAGCUCGAGAUCCCUGAGACGCAACAUAUCGGAACAUUCGACGACGGGCUCGAGGACGAGCAAUUUGAUGACCUGCCAGCUUAUGCCCAGCACAUUCCCUCCUCUGUUCAACGUCUGCCGCAUCCUAUCAUGCCAUUCAGUGCCAGUCGCUCAAUGCAGCAAGUUCCUUUCAGCGCAAGUCGGGCCCAACAUCACACCGUUCCCUUCAGCGCCAGCCGGCGGCCCAUGGCUUCCUCGACAUCAGAGCUCAACGAUCCGUCAUUACGCCGACGGAUUGGCGAGUUGACGCGCAAGUAUGAGAGUCUCGAGUUGAAAUAUCGCGACUUGAGAGAGCUGGGAGUCAAGGAAGCUGAGCGCAACUACGACAAGCUCAAGAAGCAAGGGGAGGAGCGCGCACAGACCGCCAACGAACUCAUUGAGACGCUGAGGGCACAGUUGGCUGCGCAGACUGAACUGGCCAAAGAGGGCGAGCGCCUGAAGCAGCAGCUAGAAGCAUGCGAAGACCGCGCAGCAGAGCUCCAGACCAAGGUCAGCGAAGUCACAGGCUCUCUCACCGCGGCAAAGACGGAAAUCAAGACGCUCUCCACCAGGCUGUCGGCAUCACGAGCUGCGGAGGCGGCAAAUGCAAAGGUCCCCAGCAGCGCCAUCAAGGGCAACACUGCCAACAACCGUAUGCUCGCCAAUGCCGAGGCGGCUGUCCAGUCGGCCCAGAUGAAAGAAGACCUCUAUGCCGACUUGACUGGCCUCAUAGUCCGCGGGUUCAAGAGAGAAAACGACGACGACGUGUAUGACUGUCUCCAGACUGGGAGAAAUGGAACACUGCAUUUCAAGCUCAUCCUUUUCCGCGAGGAGAAAACAGAUGACCUGGACGAGGUUCAAGUCAUGUAUCUGCCUCAGCUCGACGAGAGCCGCGACAAGGAUCUGCUGGAAAUAUUGCCCGACUACUUGACGGAGGAAAUUACUUUCCCAAGGCCACACGCGGCAAAGUUCUACUCCCGCGUCAUGAAGUUCCUGACCGAAAGGCUGGACUAG
Messenger RNA from Neoarthrinium moseri, 1515 nucleotides. RefSeq lists its product as uncharacterized. Gene Ontology annotation, cellular component: monopolin complex; chromosome, centromeric core domain; nucleolus. The transcript has 3 exons. Gene Ontology annotation, molecular function: microtubule site clamp; protein binding. Gene Ontology annotation, biological process: meiotic sister chromatid segregation; homologous chromosome segregation; attachment of mitotic spindle microtubules to kinetochore. The record is from RefSeq and is a predicted model, not a curated record. Lineage: Eukaryota; Fungi; Ascomycota; Sordariomycetes; Amphisphaeriales; Apiosporaceae. The coding region runs from base 1 to 1515 and encodes 504 amino acids.